Spodoptera litura is the source of this 359-nucleotide messenger RNA. Its product is annotated as kunitz-like toxin PcKuz3. NCBI's taxonomy places the organism in Eukaryota, Metazoa, Arthropoda, Insecta, Lepidoptera, Noctuidae. The record is from RefSeq and is a predicted model, not a curated record. Gene Ontology annotation, molecular function: serine-type endopeptidase inhibitor activity.
UAAUAAUCAGUAGCAAUCGUCAUAAAUUAUUGUACUGACGUGAACAACUUGAUUUACUUAGUUUCAAAAUGAAGUUCUUUUAUUUCUUAUUAACUAUAUUAUUGAUUGCUUUAUGUGAAGCUAGAGAUCCGAAAUGUCUUCAACCGACUGACCCUGGGAUAUGCUUUGGUUAUAUGCCUAGGUUCACGUUCAACAAUGCGAAUGGAAGAUGUGAACCUUUCGUGUAUGGAGGUUGUCUGGGAAACGAGAACCGUUUCGCGACUUUAGAGAGUUGUCAAGCGGCGUGCCACUGAACUUCCUGAAAAAAUAUUAUGUCAUAACAUGAAUUUAUUUCAAUAAAUUGCUUGAUAAUAAUUUAA